Messenger RNA from Paramuricea clavata, 2732 nucleotides. Lineage: Eukaryota; Metazoa; Cnidaria; Anthozoa; Malacalcyonacea; Plexauridae. The record is from the annotation of a GenBank genome assembly.
GUCUCACUUCUCUCUUCAUUUUGAUAAUGUUUUGAGCCCAAAAGCCCCAAAAUAUUUUAUUUCGAACGUUUUAAACUGGCGGCCGACAGAAGAAUGUAGCGUACUAUAAAAUAUAACUUUACUUGUGGGCAUAAACGCCGGAAGUUUCCCCUUAGCUCGGGGCCAGGCUUAAUUUCCACACCAGGCUUAAUAUACGCACGUAAAACUUUAAAUUUGUAAAAUAACCAAAUAAAUAAAGCAACAGAAUUUACUGCUCCGCAAGUUUUAGUAUGAAUUUGUUAACUUAUUUGUAAAAUAUUUAAAAAUAGAAGGAUUCAAAGUUUUACGUGCGUGUACGUGCGUACGAAAAACGCAACAGUGCCAGUGGAAAUCAGCCUUUAGAUCAUAACAGUAAUGUGCGUCAGUUGUGUAGUCCCAGCGAGUUAACGCUCCACAGAGCGUCUUGUUGAUACUAAAUUCGCACGGAGUAAGCGGCCAUCUUGAACAAUUAGCGACGAGUAGUAAUGACGUAAUUUUUCUUUUUUAUUAAUGACGUAAUGUUCACUUUGUGGCUAACGAUCCAAGAUCCGACACAAAUGCGUGCCGAAACCUAGAGUCGUUGCAAGCUGUGGCCCAGCAACUAAUAAGAAUAGAAAUGUAUUAAUUAGUGCAAAUGGGAAAUUUUUGGUUGCUAUUGUACGUCAUGGGAAAUUUUUGGUUGCUAUUGUACGUCAUGGGAAAUUUUUUCAACGUGGUGUUGACAAAGAUUUUGAAAUGCCGGCAGGUAGGCAAUCACUAUAUAUAUCACAACGAAACUGAAACGGAAAUAUCCUUUCACUCUACGAAACCAGUGGAAGGGCCAAAUAAUAUAACUAAUAAGAAUGGAAAUGUAUUAAUUAAUGUAAAUGGGAAAUUUUUGGUUGUUAUUGUACGUCAUGGGAAAUUUUUUCAACCUGGUGUUGACAAAGAUUUUUGAAAUGCCGGCAGGUAGGCAUUCACUAUAUAUAUCACAACGAAACUGAGUUGAAUCAGAAUAGUGCUGAGUUGAUUCAGAACAGAGCUGAGUUGAUCAUUAGUGGAGUCUAAAAACUAAAUCUUUGAAAAGCAAGUAAGUUAGAAGAAUUAUUUUAUACAGUAUGAAAGUUUUAUUUAUUGUGCACUGCAGAGUUUUCGCAUAAUAUGUAUAGUUACUGCAUGCUUUUUAACUGCGAGACUUAGCUCGAUUCAUACCUAAUUUUACAGAGGGACUAUAACUGACGUUACACGUCUAAUUAUCAUAGUACGCAACACUAGAUUUUUAGAAACCUAAUUUUUUUGGCUUAGGGAACUCUAUGUUUGCAAUGGUGAUUUCAACUUGAUCUACGAAUGAUUGAGUUGUCCAAGGACCAUCAAAAUUGCACAAGUGCGAUGAACGGGUGGAGUUUGAACUCUUUAAAAAAAGAACGAGUGUUUGUUGAACGAGAAAACAUACUAUUACUUAUGCAAAACACGUACUCGGCUUACAUUUAUAAUGAAAGACAUUCGAAAAAUUUUACUCACUCAUUUGAAUGGCAUGCAUUCCUACUUAAUAAGUUUUUAACUGUCAGAAAUCAAAAACUAAAAUCAAAAUAUCCCUUGUUUUGACGCUUGCCACGUAUUUCAUUACUUAGGACAGUAGUACUUUUUUGGCACGUACUGUAUUUCGAUAAAAUUGCACUACCCUUAGCCAAUCAGAAACGAGUAAUUUUCUCAUGUAUGUCAUCAAGUGUGCUAUAUAUGAUAUCAGUUUAAAUCGUCACAGACACAGUAUGACGCUUCUGAAAGCAUUAAUAGAGUCGGCGUUAAUUUUCUUUCUUUGCACAGAAUGUCGCAGAGUAUCAAACUUUACAACGCAGACGGCAAUGCCAAGCUUUUUCACACAAGUUACGGUGAUUUGAAAAACACGGACAUAUACAUAAAGGCUGAGGUUAUUAGCGGCAAGUGGAUUUUGUACCGGACAGCAGACUACAACAAAAGUCUCCAAACUGGCGCACGUCCGUACGAACACGUGGUUUUGUCGACGGCUGAUAAAAAAGUGGUUGAUAUAUCUGACGUCAACGGUUCUUUGUUCCAUGUACCAAGUGCUGUGCAGGCGUUGAUGUUGUUUGAAUUCAAUUAUUACGGGGGAGACAAUCGGGUUAGUGCAACAAGACUUUACUUUCCUUAAAUAUAUUGGUUAGGAAGGCAUUUUGCCUAUGAAUUUGUUACACUGAAUGUUGACCUCGAUGUGGAAAGCCUGAUUACUAGUUUGAAAUUUAAUUUCAAUGCAUUUUGUCAUGUAUCUUUUGUCUCUCGAACAGGAAUACGUUGAAGAACAGGCAGAUCUCGAAGACUUCCCAAAAGGGGCCAGGUCUGCUAUGGUGGGUAAGGACAACGAUUGGCAAGUGUACCCAAAGGCAGGCGAUCAGGGUACACCACAAAAAUUGACCAGGGGAACUGAUUACCAAACAACUGCCGACAUGAAGGUGCCAGUGGUGAAAAGCAUUAAACCAUUUACCUAGUGACAUUUUAGACAUCAAGGUGGCAAGUAUACAGCUCAAUGAAGCUUCAGUAGAAAUACCUUGUAGUGUUUUUGGUUCAAUUGGACUUGUUUUGAAGUAAUUUACAAUGAUUCAGCCUUCUUUAUAGCUUGUAAUUUGUUUUGUAUCAAGAAUUUAUUAAAACAAUUUUUGUCUGGUGUACGAAGUGGCUGUUGAGUUUAUGAACAUUAGUGAUUGAAGACGGAAUUUUCAAAC